This is a messenger RNA of Dreissena polymorpha, 9271 nucleotides long. RefSeq lists its product as uncharacterized. The record is from RefSeq and is a predicted model, not a curated record. Gene Ontology annotation, cellular component: membrane. NCBI's taxonomy places the organism in Eukaryota, Metazoa, Mollusca, Bivalvia, Myida, Dreissenidae. Gene Ontology annotation, biological process: cell-matrix adhesion. The coding region runs from base 17 to 8485 and encodes 2822 amino acids. Gene Ontology annotation, molecular function: calcium ion binding. The transcript is spliced from 53 exons.
UGUUUAUGUCGAUAACAUGGCAUGUGAUGCCAACAGUUCUCACAUCAAUGAUUGCCGGUAUGUAACUUACGACGAUUGUUCACAUUGGGAGGACGUAGCCGUUACAUGUACAGCAAAAUGCGAUAACCCAACGCUACAGUGGGGUAUGGUCAACGACACUUCAACAAAUGUGGGAUCUUCAAUAAGCGUCGCAUGUGAACGUGGUCGAAUACUUGUCGGUGACUCGGUAAUAGUUUGCAAAGAAGACGGAAAUUGGACAAGCACACCAUUCUGUCGUUUAAUAGAUUGUGGAGAUCCAACGCCAGAUAAUGGCGAAAUUAUGGGGACGUCAUAUUACCUCGAUGACGUCGUCUCUGUGUCGUGUGAUACCGGUUAUAUUUUAUCCGGCGACGCCGUCAUAACAUGCCAGAACAACAGUUAUUGGACUGAUGAUCCAACCUGUACUAUUGUCGACUGUAACGCCCUGACCAUCGCCAAUAUGACGAUUGACAUCGGUAACACAACCACCUACGGACAGAUAGCAGUUGUAAAGUGUAAAUAUGAGUUUAGUCCACGCGGAUCAUGGGCGGUGAAAUGUGAAGCUAACGGCGUUUGGAAUUACACGCACGUUCCGGAUUGCAAACUGAUUGAUUGUGGAUCAUCUGCACCACCCUAUGGAAGGGUCAACGACACCACAUCGACUAUCGGAACUGUGGUUGGCGUGGAAUGUGACUAUGGUCGACAUCUGGUUGGUGAUGCGGUGUUAGUUUGUCAACAGAAUGGACAUUGGUCUGGUUCGCCUAUUUGCUCUUUGAUAGAGUGUGAUGAUCCGACACCAAAUAAUGGCUUCACUAACGGGACGUCACACUACCUCGAUGCCGUUAUAUCAGUAUCGUGUGUAACUGGAUUUGUGUUGUAUGGCCAUUCCGCCAUACGAUGUCAGAACAACAGCCAUUGGACGGACUACCCAAACUGCACGAUAGUUGAUUGUGGCGUCCUACACAUUUCCGCAAUGAGUGUUAACAUCGGUAAUGCAACUACAUAUGGACAGAUAGCAGAUGUAAGAUGCCAUCCAGAUUUCACACCACUGGGUUCCUGGACCGUGAAAUGUGAGGGCAGCGGCAUUUGGAAUUACUCACACGUUCCGCAAUGUGAACUCAUUGAUUGUGGAGACCCAACGCCUUCGAAGGGUCUGGUGAAUUCAUCAAAAACAACAGUCAAUACAGUAGUGCGCGUUUCGUGUGAAUACGGUUAUACGCUGUCAGGAGAGUCAGUCAUCACAUGUCUUAGAAACGGUACGUGGUCCGGGAAAUCCAUAUGCGACCCUUCCGAUUGCGGGCGACCAGCCAUAUCGAAUGCAGACGUGGUGACAAAUUCAACGACCCUGUAUUCCAAGGCAUUUAUCACUUGUAACGAAGGAUUCGAAAUACAAGGGCCAAUAUGUGAAGAGAUGGAAGUUGAAAAUGGUAGUGUGAUCGGCGCAGGAAGAGAGUAUGGAGCUGUUGUUGAAGUGAAAUGUCAUACUGGAUAUAUUAUUCGGGGAGACAACAAACUGACAUGCCAAGGAAAAGGUCAAUGGAGCGAUAGUCCAGCAUGCGUCAUUCAAAAUUGUGGAAUCGUGACCGUACCAACCAAUGGAAUCCUAUUAACAAGUCCCGUGGUAACAACGUUUAAUUCAUCAUUGCGAUUUCAGUGUAAUGAUGGUUAUCAUCUGACCGGAACUGACGUUCUGUGGUGUGACGCAAACGGCAAAUGGGACAGUUCAGUCCCGACGUGCGUUCGCAAGUACUGUGAUAACCCAACCCCAACAAACGGCGCCGUUAAUGGGACAUCCUUUUACUUCAGUGACGUGGUUUCAGUAUCGUGUGAUAAUGGCUACUUAUUGUCCGGCGAACCUUUCAUUAAAUGUCAGAAUAACAGUAAAUGGACAUCUUAUCCGACAUGUAAUAUCGUUGUGUGUGAGCGCAUUGACUUAGAAAAAGGCAACGUGACCGGCACAGAUGCACACUUCGGGUCAAUAAUCGAGGUGAAGUGUGAUAUUGGAUAUGAUCUCCGUGGUGACAGUAGACUAGUAUGUCAAGCCGAUGGUCAAUGGAGUGGUAAUCCAACAUGCAUCAGUAAAGAUUGUGGGAAUGUUACUUUGCCAAACAACAUGAUGAUCGUAACUAGUCCUAUAGUUACAACGUUUAAUUCCUCACUGCGAUUUCAAUGUCAAGAAGAUUAUCUACUGACCGGAAAUGACGUCAUGUGGUGUUCCGCAAUGGGCACGUGGAACAGUUCUGUCCCGACAUGUAUCCAGAAAUCGGACAUUGGUGGACCAUGUGCUGAUGCUAGAAUGUGUAGGACACAUAGCGCUAUUUGUGAAGACAAAAAGUGUUCGUGCAUGUCUGGAGUGGAAGACAGAAGAACACGGAAAUGUGAUAUAAUGCCAUUGCUUCCAUUUGGAGAAGAAAAUGGAGAUGUGAUUAUGGAACAACAUGAUUGCAGUGAAUCCAUUGUUUUCACACAUUCGAUACCAGUUUUCAACAACAUGAGACGUUCAAUGCAUGUAUGCAGAUGUGGACUGGUAAGUUUUGAUAAGAAAUAUUCCAAUAAUAAACCUGUACCGGUGGGUAAAGGAAAAGUAGACAUCAUUGAACCGACAAUUGAUAUCAAGGACCCGGUUGUAGCAGCAUAUUUCGCAGAUAUUUUUGUUGACAACUCCUCAUCAAUUACAUACAGGACAUACGAUAUUCUUAACAACUAUCCAUUCUCAACCAAGGCGACGGAAGAUAUUACAAUCCUUGAAAGUUUAAUCAAACGGUUGGAAAAUCUUUCUUCAUUUGAGGCAAGUUUCCUUUUGAUUGCAACAUGGAAUCGUGUGAAAGCAAAGGCGUCUGCACUAAAUCGUAAUAACCCAGCAACGUUCCAACUGGCUAUCGUUUCAAAUGGUGUACGGACUUAUUCCUUAACAAUAUACGGACAUGAAUUGAUGAACUGGGCUUUAACGUCGAGAGAUAAAACAAUUCCUGUAUGGAUCGGUCACGCCGGAGAGAAUGGUACCACAUUCAACCACUUGUUCUCUUUCAAACCGCCGGCACUUCGGAUGGAUUUGGGUUGUAAAUCAGGAGGAAUUAGUGGACUCUGUUUGAAUAACAUUGAUGAAAACAUCUCCGUAUUAAGCCACCAUGGUGUUGACUGUAUUAAGUGGUACAAUAAAAACAGUAACCGAAAACAGAACAUUAAUCUCAUCUCACAACGUCUACCUAUGUGCCCAUGUGACGUCGAUCUUGCCCGAUGGGACCCGUGGUUUUGGCCAAUUCGGACCCAAGUGCGUCAGCAAAAUAACGAUAGUGUGUGCGUUGACAUGAUGCUACGCGAAGCUUUCAAGCCCCAUGGAAAGUCGUGCUGCUAUUACCGCUCAACAUUGACAUUCGUGGACACGAAACCCCUAUCUGGUGGAUUUUACUUCUCACAUCCCUCUUUCUCACCACGUGAUCACGAGGCAAAUGAUGUCAUCAUGAAGGACAAAUGUUGUACGAAAUCCAACUUCUGCGAUCUCUAUUACCAACUGCAUCCUACAGGCACAUGCUACACCGAAUCUCCAUACAGAUUUGGUUCCUUCUGGGGAGAUCCGCAUAUGAGCACACUCGACGGAAUGAACUACACAUUCAACGGACUCGGGGAAUACGUAUUGCUAAGCAUUGAGACGUCAAAUGUAACAUUUUCCCUCCAAGCUAGGACAGAGAGGGCAGUGAAGGAAGACGGGAACCUGUCUGACGCGACAAUCUUCACAGCGUUUGCAGCUCGUGAUAAUACAAAUUCGUCCAUACACGUUGAACUUAAUAAGGCUAAGGACAAUGUUACUUUGUACGGGAAUGGCAUUGAUCUUACAAAGACUCUUCGGGAAGUACAACACGACAUGUUUGUGUUUAAUACGUCAACACUCACAAUUCAUGAAGAUGACGGCGUGUUGAGGGUGUCAUUCCUUGAGAUAGGGAUAACGCUCGAAAUAGGAAAAGGAGCAGGAAUGUUGUCAUUGGAUGCGAUUAUACCAAAUAAAUUCAACGACGUAACAAAAGGUCUCCUAGGAAAUUUUGAUAGAGACCCUUUCAAUGAUUUUGUAUACCCAAAUGGAAGUCAGCUUCAUUUUAAUGCAAGUGAUAUGGAUAUAUUUUAUUACGGUCAGGCAUGGUCCGUGAAUGACAGCUCGUCUGUAUUUUUCUAUGACGACGGAAAGCAACAUUCCGAUUAUCACAACGCUUCUUACAUACCGCGUUUCCUGGAUACCGUCGACAAAAUAACGCUUGCUGAAGCUGAAAAGGCAUGCAACGGCUCAAAGAAUAAAGAAUGUGUGUUCGACUACGCAUUAACCUUGAACGAAAAUAUUGCGAUGAUGACGAACAGAAAACGUGAAAUUAUUGACGUGAACACAGAAGAAAUAGCUAAAGUCGUGCCAACCAUAAAUAAUACAUGUAGCGUAAAUGCUAAGGUUGGAGAACAAAUUUCGUGCCAGUUAAAGAUCGAUGAUGGGUUAGAUAUAGAAGUUUUGAACAAUGUAAAUAAAACAACAACAUAUAACAGAACGUCAAAGACGCUCUAUUUCAGACAAAAAGAUGAUCGUCCACACAACAUAUGGUUUGUUGCAAUCAACGCCGACAGAAAGCAAUCUCAGCAGCACACUAUACAGGUACAACUAUGCACUGGUUGCAGUGGCAACGGACGCUGCUCCACGACAGUGCGGCCGGACCCUCGAGAGAAUGCAUAUUUCAAGUACUCUGCAUGCGUGUGCGACCCUGGAUACACCGGAGACGAUUGUGAAAAACUAUACGACUGGUGCGCUGAACGUCCCUGCUCCUUUGGAAGAAACUGUACUAGCCUACCAUCGAACAGAACAUAUUCGUGUUCCCCUUGCCCAAACGGAUAUAAUGCUGAACCAGGGACAAACGAUUGCAUUGAUAUUAACGAAUGCAACUCGUCCAAUCUCUGCGACCAUAUGUGCCUCAAUUCUGAAGGAAGUUACUCGUGCGAUUGCAAGCAAGGAUUCCGAGUCGAUGCAAAUAACGAACAUAAAUGUAUCGAUAUCAACGAAUGCAACGAGGCUUCUGACAACUGCACUCAGAUCUGCAACAACACGAUAGGCGGCUUUCUCUGCAGAUGUCAUUCCGGGUUUACCUUCGAGAUGUCUAAUUGGACAUGUGUACCAGAUGAUUCUGACCCAUGUGCUAGAUCAACACUCAACUGCACUCAAACCGCGGGCUGUACCCUUGAUACGAACAAUGCAACCACGUGCUUCUGUGAUGCAGGAUUUAUUUUUAACAAAAUAUCAUAUCAAUGCCAAGAUGUCAACGAAUGCUCUCAACAUAUUUGUGCACAAGACUGCACGAACACGAUCGGCAGUUUUCAGUGCAGCUGCAUUGCGGGUUACCAGCUGAUAAACAAGGUAUCAUGUGAACUAUGUGAGGUGCCAUACUGGGGUUUGAACUGUUCACAAACGUGCGACUGUACCGGACGCGGUGCCGAGAGAUGCGAUCCUGUCAGAGGCUGCGUCUGUUCCAAUGGUUGGACAGGAAGUUCAUGUGACGAUGACGUCGACGAGUGCAAGGAGCAUCCUGGAGUCUGCGAAGAUGCUAGGAAGUCCUGUACUAACAACAUUGGCUCGUACAGCUGUGAUUGUUUGAAAGGAUACGUUACAGAUGCUGUAGGAAAUUGCCGAGAUAUAGAUGAGUGCUCUGAUCCACUGUUGAACGAGUGUAGUCAGACGUGUUUGAAUGCUGAAGGCAGCUACACUUGUGGAUGUAAACACGGCUACACAGAAGUCAAUUCGACACAUUGUACAGACAUUAAUGAGUGCGAUCUAACCUUGGCGGACUGUGAACAGAUGUGCGAAAACCAUCCAGGAUAUUACAACUGUUACUGCUUCUUCGGAUACAGGCUCAACGACGACAGGAAUACAUGUAGUAAAGUGAAGGAUUUUUGCAAGGAACUUAACAAUCUAACAUGCGCCGGCUAUUGUGAAGUACGAGACAAUACAGCAUCAUGUCAGUGUCAACAAGGCUUUGAACUUACCUCUGAUAAACAAAAUUGUGCAGAUGUCGAUGAAUGUGAAGAUGGCAAUAAAUGUUCAACAGGAGCCAACUGUAUGAACACUGUUGGCUCAUUUGUGUGUGAAUGUCCUGUCGGUAUGAAGCUGCAAAAUAACAAAAGAACAUGUAAAGAAUGUGACAAGUAUCACUACGGCAAAGAUUGUUCACUUACGUGUUCGUGUAUCAACGGUGUGUGUAAUAGUACUGUAGGCUGCGUGUGUGGUCCGGGCUGGACAGGGAUAAGUUGCGACGUUGACUUCGACGAAUGCAGAAAUAACCAGGUGGUCUGCAAUGAGACCUAUACCCACUGUUUGAACACGCCGGGCAGCGCCUCGUGUGUCUGUCAAGAGGGCUACACGAAAAACAUAGCAUCGGGAAAGUGCGAAGAUGUGAACGAAUGCCAGACUUCUUUCAUGAACACGUGUGAUCAAGAUUGCAUCAACACACCCGGAAGUUAUCUUUGUAGUUGCAGAGCAGGUUUUGUUUUCAAAAAUGGAAAAUGUAACGAUAUUAACGAAUGCCUAGGCGGGAACGAAUGUCAACAACAAUGUGUUAACACUAUUGGUAGCUACAGAUGCUCUUGUGAAUCGGGAUUCGUUCUUGAACUUACCGACCGAAAGUCUUGCAUUGCUGAGACAAAGUGUACGUUAAAUCAAGCUGCUAACUGCUCUGGUAAUGCUACUUGUUCUGUUUCCGACGACGAGGUUAUAUGUGUUUGUCCUAAUGGAUACAACGGGACUUAUUGUACAGACAUCGACGAGUGUGAAAAUGGUAAGGAAACAUGUGACCAAAAUUGUAAAAAUACCGAAGGUGGAUACAAUUGCGAGUGUCAAGUUGGAUAUUUCCUGGAAAACGAUAAUGCCACGUGCACAGAGUGCAUGAACUGGACAUACGGUGAGAUGUGUUCCAGGGAAUGUAAAUGCAAUUUGACCAAUACUGAGACUUGCAAUCCAACAAACGGAAAUUGUACGUGUUUGAAAGGUUGGCAUGGUGGACUGUGCAACGAUGACGUCAACGAAUGUACGUCCACUUCAAACGAGUGUCCCACCAAUUCCCAAUGUAUAAACUUAUCAGGCAGUUUUACAUGCGAAUGUGACGCUGGAUAUCUCAAGAACAGCUCUGGUCUGUGUCAAGAGUGUCCUCAAGGUCGUUUUGGCAAAGGCUGUACAAGCACCUGUUUGUGUGAUAUGGCACAUACAUCCGUGUGCAAUCCAGUGAACGGGAGCUGUACGUGUGACGCAGGAUGGACUGUCCCCGAAUGUAAAACAGAUGUCGACGAGUGUGUGUCAGCUAAUGGCUUCAAAUGUCCUGCCAACUCGACAUGCGUCAAUGCUAUUGGUAGUUACAAGUGUGAUUGUGACCCGGGUUUCAAAACGAGCAGCAAAGGCGACAGCUGUACAGAGUGUUCAGACAACACUUACGGUAGCAAAUGUUUCAAUACGUGCGCAUGCGUUAAGGAGCACACACUUUCCCACACCCAGUCAUGUGACACUGUCAAUGGAACAUGCAAGUGCACUGGAAACUGGACGGGCAAUACUUGCCAAAUCGAUGUAGAUGAGUGCAAAGAAGAUGUGUGUAAGGAUAAACACACCGUAUGUGUUAACACUGAUGGUUCUUUCGCUUGCUACUGCAAGAAAGGCUUUGUAAAAGACGAUGUUACCAAAACUUGUUCGAAUGUAACGACAGUUCCAGGAAAGCAAAAAGACCUGCAGAUAACCCUAAAAAUUGACGUUCAGAGUAUAAAUCUUACAUCAGACAGGGAUUUUGCAGUGGUUGCCGAAAAAGUUACAUUAUCGCUAAGGACCUACCUGUUGCGGUUCAUAACACAUUUCACAAUUGUAAUUAAGGAUCUACGAAAAGGAAGCUUAGUUAUAAACUUUACGCUUUUCUACAAUAACACUGCUGAUGCGGUUACAAAUGUUACCAAUGCACUAGACGAUCUUAGGAAAGGACCAAACAUCAUGUAUGAAGGAAAGCUUGUAGAAGCAGUCUCAGAACAACUUCGUGGGUCCACGCCAUGUGGUUUGUUUGAGGAGAUAAGAGGAGGUCCGUGUGAAUUCGGGACAGCGUGUAACGUCACAAACGGUGUGGUUUCGUGCGUAGUGAACAUUGUGCCCACAGACAAUGUAAAGCUGAUCAUAGGUGUUUCUGUGGCGGGAGGUCUAAUUCUGGCUAUAGGAAUUUGUACAGCGAUAUGUAUUGUGAUCAAAAGAAAAGCGAGGAACGCCAAAAAGAACACCCUAAGGCUGGAUAACCUCAAUCGAUUUGAUGGACAAGGUGGGAAGGUAUUUUGGAGAUCACCAUCCAAAGAAGUUCGCCAUGGAAAUGAACCUGAGGCCCCAAGGUAUAGAACAUGGCGAUCCAUGGCUCUGUCAUUCAGGCAGGAUGCCGUUAAGAUUCCGAGAAUAGUUCCAGACGAGAAUUCAGGUACUGCAGGAUAGUGAUAUACAGUACGAAAAAAAGCCAGGACAAAACACUAAUAAAUAAGCUUUUAUUAGAUUUCCUGUGAAUUUCGAUUCCACCGAAUCAUAUUUAAAGUGUAUAUAUGCAAAUUUCUUUUCGUAUACCCUAUGUGGGAUCUGACAUUAUUAUUGUGUAUAAUUUUAAUACUGAUCUAUGGUAUGUUAUCAUUUGUUUUUAAUGUCCAAUAAGGUUUUCAUAAUUGCUAUAUUUGUUGUCUAUUUUUAUGUAUUUGUUUAAUAUGUGUUUUGUAUUAUUUUAUAAUUUUAUCUAACGAAAAAUAUGAACGUUCAAUUUAUGUUGAAAUACUAACAGAAUUUGUACAAUAUUUUAUAAAAUACUGAUCAUAUUCAGAUAUAAAAAAAAACAUAGUCCAUACGGUUCGUUUGUUUGAAUUGACACCACAGGUUAUUUUUUCAAUACGUGACAACGCAUUUCGAGUUUUAAACCUAUUUAUUCAUGAUCCACAAAAUAACAAGUACUUUAUAUAUCAGCAAAAGCAACCAAAAUGCCUUUUUAGCAUAUAAACACUAAAAAUUCAAGUGACACUUUGGUAUCUUUUAAAGUGUAUAGUUGCGUUUUGUAAAUAAUUAUGUUCACUAUGAUGAUUUGUGUAGCUUCUCGUUUGAAAGGUGGUUAUAACUUUCUUUAAUACAUAAUUAAGUUGCAUGUGUUUCAUACGUUUUGUAUAUUUUCUGUAUUUUGUCUUACUACUAAUUUUAUUUCGUGUUUAAAAAUAUGCAAGAUCUUUUCUAUUAAUUACUGUU